ACACCCCUAAGGCUCGAAACCUACUCGGAGUAAGGCAGGGGCAGGCCACCAGUCCCUAGCGAGCCACGUGGCUUUGGACCAAUCGGAAGUGGUCCAGUCUGUGCACAGCCUCCCGGAGCUUGCUGUGCACGCUUUGGCCUCCUAAGCAGGACUGCGAUAGUAGGAGAAGGGCAGUGGAGCCGCGCUAUGCAGCUACCCGAGGACGCCACAAAGCGCGCCCCGCUGGCCCUAGUGUCUAUUAUCCUCCCGGUGCACAAUGCUGAACAAUGGUUGGACGAGUGCUUGAUGUCUGUUUUACAGCAAGACUUUGAAGGCACCAUGGAGCUCUCAGUUUUUAAUGAUGCCAGCAAGGACAAGUCUAGGGCCAUCAUUGAAAAAUGGAAGGUGAAACUGGAAGAUUCUGGCAUCUCGGUAGUCAUAGGAGGCCAUGACUCUCCUUCUCCCAGAGGAGUUGGAUAUUCUAAAAACCAAGCGAUCGCACAGAGCACAGGGUCUUACCUUUGCUUUCUGGAUUCAGAUGAUGUUAUGAUGCCCCAGAGAGUGAGGAUGCAAUAUGAAGCCGCUGUUCAGCACCCAGCGAGCAUCAUAGGAUGCCAAGUGAGGAGAGAUCCCCCAGACUCCACAGAGCGAUACACACGCUGGAUCAACCAGUUGACAUCUGAUCAGCUGCUGACACAGGUGUUCACCUCCCAUGGCCCCACCGUGAUCAUGCCUACCUGGUUCUGCUCUCGAGCCUGGUUUUCCCACGUAGGGCCAUUUGAUGAAGGAGGACAGGGGGUUCCAGAGGAUCUGCUGUUCUUCUAUGAGCACCUCAGGAAAGGUGGUGGCGUCUUCCGGGUGGACCACAGCCUGCUCCUCUACCGAUACCACUUGUGUGCAGCCACACAUUCAGUCCUUGAACACCGAACAAAGCAGACCUCUUGUACUGACCAAGGCUGUGGAGACAGGCCCUCAGGUGGUCCUCAAAAGGUCAGGAUGACCAUCUGGACUCACCGUGUCCACUUCCUAGAGGAACAAAUCCUUCCUCACUGGAAGUCCUUCACCAUCUGGAAUGCAGGCAAGCAGGGGCGUAAGUUAUACCGCAGCCUGACUGCAGCCAGCCAGCACAAGGUGGUGGCCUUCUGUGACAUUGACAAGAACAAGAUCAGGAAGGGCUUCUACUGCCACGAGGACUCACAGGAGAGACCCAAGCCAAAGGUUCCCAUCCUGCACUUCCAAGCUGCCCAGCCACCUUUUGUCAUCUGUGUGAAGCUGGUGAGUACUGGCAAUGGCUGCAGGGCUCCUGGGUAUCCGCUGUCCCACUCUGAUCAUAGGAGCAAAACCAAGGACAAGACCUGACCACGGGCCCUGGGACAUAGCCCACUACCUAUACACUCUUACUGUAAAUCAAAUCUUACCUUGCAGCCAUAGGGACACCCUGAACUAGGCUAGAGGCCAUAGCUGCUGCUCUGUGGGCUGGAUGCAGCUGGAGAGUGGCCUGUGGGUCCUAGGGACAGGGUGGUGGUGGGCACCCCUGGUAACACCCUUACAAAGCUGUUUUCACUCUUUCCUUUAAACACUGAAAGCCAUUGUUCUGAGCCCAGCCAUGAUGUUCAAGGUGCCACGGUUCCUGCUACUCAAAGGGCAGCCUUACCCACAUAUAAUAAUAGCUUGGUGGUGACCAGUAGGGCCACAGGACCCUCCUUUGGUUUAUCUGGUUUCUCCAUUUUUGGUCAUAUGGGCAUAGGUGCCAAGCAUCCUGUUUCAGUGCAAACUGAGGUUACUUGUGGUCAGUGCAAAAAAGAAUCUCAGUCUCUCCAAGGAAUGGGUCUCCAACAGUUGUGCCAAGCUGAAAAUGGCCAGACAGCAAGCGUCUUACUGGGGCUAAGGCUAGACUUUCUUUAUCUACUCUGGACACUGUCCUUGGUAGGUCAAGUUCCUGGUAGACAUGCCCUCAGGAGACUUGGCUCUUGAGAUAUUAUUCUUUAAUAUGGUGACAUUAACUGAUUUUAUGAUGACAGUCUAGUGUCCUACAUAGGAAUUUCUCCCCUGUAAGAAACCUCACGUUCAUCGACAGGUAGCAUCUGUCACAGGUCCAUCUGGAAGGGAUUUAUAUUGGCCUGUGGAGGGCCAGUGUGUCUUGCCCAUGUGACCACCUCCAGGUCACUGACCAUGUAGAAUCCUGCUGGUCAGUAGCCCUACUUCCUGUCCACAGUUCUGACUCACUGUAGUAAAUGGGUCGGUCUCUGCUCUGAGAAGCUCCUGGGUGCAUCCUGCAGCAGAGCCAAGCAGGCCUUGUACAUCCGUUACUCUGUACCUGCUCACCAUUGGUCUCUGAAAUCAUUCCUGCCACCCAUCAUUCUUCUCAAGCUUUGAGUCCAGGGCAGUCUUAUUUCUAAAGAUCUCACUGUAAGUUGUGUAUGAUUCCCUUGAUGCCUUUUGUUCUUAAAUAGUUUUUCUCUUUCAAAGUCCAGACACCAGGUGAGAGGGCAUGGCCACACUGAAUGUUAGCAGCCCCAGGACAAGGCGUCACCCUCUCUAUUACCAGAUGGAUAUAGUAGGCCCUCAGCAAAGGCAGCUCAGCCUCCAGUUGCAGCUGUCCACCUCAGUUCUUAGGUCAUGGAGGGGAUAGUAGGUGGUGGGCCGUGCUGCUGAGACUGGAGGACACAGGCCAGACUUCAGCCUGUUUCAAUCCAUGUUUUCCAGUCUGUGACACCUCACUUCAGGUCAUGGCAGGGUUAGGCCUUGGUUCUAGCCCCUGAGAAAAUGUGUGUCUGUCUGUGUCCCCUGUAGAGUGAUGUCACACGGCAGCAGGUGUGGGGUCAGGAACUGCAUUCCGCUGGUGACACUAUGGGAGUGGAAGGCCUCUGCUUAGUUUUGUACCUUUACCAAGCGUCCUCUGGUACAGCAUUACAGCAUUUCUCUUAACACAAUGAGGAAGACGGCCCACCUGUGAUGUACCGUGUAUUCUGAAUAUUCUUCUGUUUGUGUGCAUGUGUGUUUGUAUGUGCUGGUGGGAAAACUCACUGCCUUCUAGUGCUUCAUCAUCAAGACAGGUUCUCUCACCAGGAACUUCCUUAUUCAGCAAGACUAGCAGACAAGCAAGCCCAAGGGGUCCUUCUGUUUCUGAUUUCCCACUUCUGCGACUGCAGGUAUAUCCCACCAUGCCCAGCCUUUACAAUGGUGCUAGAGAAUGAACGAAAGUCCUCAUGCAUGUGUGCAUGCACAGCAAACACUUUCCUGAAGCCAUCUCUAGCUCAGGAGUUUUAAGUUAUAAACUGAUGUUUGCCAUUUAGAAUGACUUACACUAUUUGACUUUUCCCCUUGUGAAAGUAUGAUUCAUUCUGAGAUGGCUACUCUUGAUCAUGCAUGACACUUUAUAGAGCACUGCCCACAUCUGUAUCUAGGACUUUUGCUUCUUAAUUUUAUCUGUGAUACAAUGAGAAGUUACUUUGGUAGAAAGAUUAACUAGGAAUCCCAAGUUUUCUGUUUUGCACAUCUAAUCGUCUCAGCCUCACAUCUUAGGCAGCCCGUUCUCCUGAUAGGGAAUGUGCUGGCUGAGAUGCUCAUUUCUGCUCCUGGGUCUCUUUCUACCAAUCACCAAUUCGCAUUCCAGUGCCUUACCACAGAGGGAAGCUACUCUUCCUUACUCCAGAAUUUGUCUCACAUUUUUAUUUAAAUAAACUGCUGUAUAUGCAGAGAAAAUGUCUCAUCUCAACACAGAUUGGCAAGCACGGACUGUAGGUCACAUUUAGCCCUCCACCUCUCUUCAUAAGUAGCUUUCUUAGAAUACGGACAAUAUGCGUUCACAUAGCAGAAUUACAGCCUCCUUAAGAACAGAGCAGAUGCUCUUCCAUGGAGAUGUGCAGACUGCUCACCUAUGCAAUUGUUCAGAGAAGAGCUGUGCACACACAGCUUGCCACUUGUCUGCUUGCCACUCAUGUGUAUGGACUCCCAACUCUUUGCUCUUAUGUCCGGUUCUUCUCAGCACCUGUAUAUGAUCAUCCACUGUGUAGACUAUUGGAUCUUGUUGGCAUGUCAGGACCCUGGCUUGUGGGAGUCAUCUCUAGCCUUCAGUUGUCACUCAUGCUGCUGUGAGCUCCCAUUUCUAUGGUUUAUCCCAGAGGAGAAGUCAGGUUGAACACCUCCAAAGACCACCUGUAUGGGCAAACUGACUGUUUUCUAUCCUUUUGGAGUUCUUUCUUGCUGUAGUUGUAGGAGUAUCUUGCUUAAGGUUGAGCACCACUUAUCUGGUGGAAACUUAGGUUUCAUCUGUCACAUUUAUAACUGGGCUUCUUCAACUGGAAUACGAUGGCAGAGUUAGCUUUGUGUCCUGCAGUCACCCUCUCCUUUCAUCCUCACAGGAUUAUGUUAACUAUUUGGAGCACAUGAGUAGUGAUGUGUUUAACAAUGUUAGGUCUCCUGGGGCAGGCUCUGACCUCUCCUGGCCCAAGGCUGAUGGCUUCUCUGGAUGUUGGGAAAGGAGAGGUGAGGGAAGAGAGGAAGGGCAGCAGGUGCAGCCACUGUGGACACUUCUGAUUUCCCAGGUAGAAUGCUUUUCACUUCCUAUUUCUAGCACUGGUAGUGGGACAGGUAGAAUCAGGGUGACAGCCUAGUUUAGAGGCCUCUUGUGUUAGUCAAAGGACAGAUGACUUAGGAGGAACAGUGCAGUUCCUCUACAUCUUGCUCCAGACUUCAUCUGCCGAUAGGCUGUUCUUCAGCAAGAAAAUGGGCCUUGCUCCUGUCUGGGACUGGGAGAUGACAGGUAAGAGGAAUCAGAGGGUGGGCGCUGGGCAGAUACCCAGUGUACAAUUCCUUGGAUAGACAGAAGGAAGGUGAAAUAUUCCUGGACCAACUGAGAGUGGCUCAAAUGCCUUCUGUAGAGGGUCAAUACCAGGUGGCAAAUGCACCUUUCAGUAUCUCACUACUGUUGGUGCCCAACAGAACUAUAUAACAGCAGCACUAGCCACUGCCCUCAGUGGCCUUUGGUUCUCUUCAGGCCUCCUCCCUAAUCCAUAGAGGAUCUUAAGUUCAUUAUGAGCCACCUAACAGUAAAUUAGGUAGACCCACUCCUAGCCUCUGACCUGAGUCUUUGCAAGAAUCCCAGAGAGUAAGAGGAAGUCUGACUGAGCUGGAUCCUCUCUCCCCAAGGACCUCACAGGGGGUGAGUUUGAAGACAACCUGAAGUCACUACACUUGCAAGAAGGCCGGGACUUCGUUCACUUCAGCUGAGGCUGCUGCUGAGGUGGGUGUACACAGCAACGCUAGUAGGCUCUGAGCCCUGUCUGAUCUGCCUCCCUUUCACACAGACGACUCAGUCUCUGCUUCCUCCAGCAUCUCCCCCUGCCCCCCACACACUUACUGCAUUAAUUCUCACCCAUCUGUUUCUGCAACAUACCUUGAGGCUUAAAUGUUCUAAGAACCACUUUAGGCAAAAUUCCUAAAACUUUCACCAGCUAGCUGGUAAUUUUUUAAAACUACUUUUUAAGCAGGAGUUUGCAAAAAGUUCUGGGUUUUAGAAAUGUCUAUUAAGCUAAGCUUUUCUUCAUUCUGAAACCAUCUGUACUGGCUACUUUCCUUAUUGCUGUGACCAAAUUCCAAACAGCCAACGCCUCAUGGUUUGAGGGUCCAUCAUGGUGGGGAGGGCAUGAUGGUGGAAGUCAUUCCCAGCUGGAACUCUCCACCUUCUCAUCUUAGUGGAGCAGGAAGAAUAGAGGGGGCCAGAAGCAAGGGUGAGGUCUAGUGACCCACUUCAAGCUAGGCCCUAAUUCUAAAAGGUGCCAACAACUGGGAAUAAAUGUUCAAACACGAAGCUGUCAGAGACAUUUCACAUUAAAAUGAUAAAACCCUUAAUAAUACAUCUCACUUCUCAAGUGAUCUUUUAGAUCAAGAUCUUGAUUGAUCUCAGGCUUUGAUCUUUUUGAGUUACAUUGUUGUUUAUUUUGUAGCCCAGGCUGGUCUUGAAUUCAGCCCUCCUGUCUCCACCUCCUGAAUGAUGGGCUGUGAGUGUGUGCCUGGCUUAAACUUGUUACAGUCAGAUACAUCCAAGACUCAGAGCUCUAACAACUUUCUACUUAAGAAACCCGGGCACCUCCCUCUCCAGCACUGUGCCUUUCCAUAUCUUGGAUGUUAGACCUCCAGUCCUAUUGCUUUGCUUUUGGAAAACUGUUGUAUAUUGUUUGGUUCUUUUUUUUUUUUUUUCGGAGCUGGGGACCGAACCCAGGGCCUUGAGCUUGCUAGGCAAGCGCUCUACCACUGAGGUAAAUCCCCAACCCCUAUUGUUUGGUUCUUAGUGAUGGGUUGAUAUCCCUGUCUGUGGAUGCUGGCCUCAUCCUCUUAGAGGUUGUAUCUUUCUGUCUUGGAAUUACCUAGUCUUUUCAACAUAGGAGUCUGGGGGACUCACUGGAUGACUCCUUUAGGGCCACAGCUCCUUCCUGUGAGGACAGUUUUUCCAUCUACAAGGUCCCAGGGUUUUAUCAGGUUUCUUGUGGCCUUUUAGCUACUCUACUCCACUAUCAAUACUUCAUGACGAGGCUUAGGAACCUGGCCGUGGACACAGUGUCCCUAACUACUUUCUUCCUGCUGUUAAAUCAUAGGUUCACAGGAGGCCAAGUGAACACUCUUGUGUGGGCACACACCUAUUUGGCCUCCUGCCCAAACAUGCCCACUGCAGAGCUUUCCCGACUCCUUUGUACCUAGACACUCACAUGCCCCCAUAUUUGCUGAGUCUGACAUAUAACUCAGCAUUAUUGCCGUGAUGGACCAACCUGACCCCACCAGUUGUCGUGAUACCUGGAGAGGAGGGCUCCCCCUAAGAACUUCAGUGGAAACCCUUCCUGCUGAGGUCUUUCUAGACUACCAGGUAUCCGGUGGAAACAGUUGCCUAUGGUGGGAUCUGCAUGCAGAGGGGGCUAGCUGAGAACAACAUCCUUUACUUCAACCAUUAAACCUCACUGAAAGGGACAUUACUCUGCUAGAGUGACAUCAGUAGGUCUGUUGGAAACCAGUUGGUCUCCAUGUCUUAAAAUGUCCUGUCUGGAAUUGUGUUUUAAAAUAAUUAAUACUAAAAAUAGCUAAUUCUGUUUCCCAGUAGACAUGACAGCAAAGCCAGUCUCAUACGUGGCCGUCUCUGCUGAUCUCAGCCAGGUUUUCUUCUACUUACAACAGAAAGGUGUACGAGACUGGAAUGAAGUAUGAGCCAGGCCUCAGCCACCAGGGCAGCACAGCAAACCUGCAGGUCUCAGGCCUGGAAAGUGGCUCCCGAUAAAGGCGGCAGCCUGUGUGCUCUCCGUUCUGGCUCCGUGAGAUGGAGGCUAUUGCCCUGAGUGAACACGCAUCACCACAGGCCUUGGCUUGAGGCCCUGGCCACUUCAGCCACAUGUCCAUCCUCAACAGCUUAAUAAGCAGUGAUCAGCAGUCCUUCCCAGGCCUGAGAGACAGAAAGGCUGAAGAGGUAGGCGUGUGGCUACCACAGCAGGACAGGCAGCCAUGCAGGCCUGGGACAGGAGGUGCAAAGGAUCCAGGCUUCCUGGACCAGUGUUGUCAUCUACAUUCCCACAGGGAUGCUGGAUUCUCAUGAUCUCUUGCUCAGACCAUUGUGAUAUUGUUGGUGGCUUGGCUGGCUGAACAUGUGAGAGGCUAUCUGUUACUGCAUCCGCCCAGCACUUCAAACUCUAUACCAGGGUGUGAAACACCCAUCAUGAUACACAAAUCACACAGCAAGGCCCUGAAGAGGAGCCCACAGUAGAUCCUCCAGCUCCUUUUGCACAGAUGUCCCAGAGACAGGCAGAGGCUGGGCUGUGUGAUACAUGAUUUAAUGAGAAGCACAUCUGUGUGACAGCAAAAGUAUGGGCAGUCCAGGUCACCAGAGCACAGCAUCCAUGAGGAAUUGCUGCUCUCUGGGGAUGGCCUCCCAAUCCAUCUAGCAGCAGGUGCUACCUUUCUCAGAAGUCUGUGGCACCAAGUUUCCAUGAUGGUAAAGCCUGUUGUGGAGCCUCAGGGCAAAGCAUCCCAGCUAGGCGGGCAAGGCUCAGCUUCCUGGAACAGGCUGUAAAGAAACAUGGCAACAUCAGGCUGGCUGCCACCCCACCCUCUUUGAUAUAUGGCUAAAGCCAGCCAUGACCAGAAUCCUGGCAGCCUGAACUGUAGUAAUAGCUCUGUGGCCUGUCAGGGUAGAUGUAAACUCAAGUUCACUGUGCAUAAAGGACCGAGACUACACCAUGUCGCCAUCUGUUGUCACCACUCCUGGAGCCACUCAAGCGACCAGGCCACACCUGUGUAUCUCAUUAUGGCUCCUACAGGGGGAAGCCCUGGGAAGACUUGAGCACACAGACCCAGUGUAAUAAACACAAAAUCUCUCUCAACAUGACACAGCCAUGACAGGAGCUCAGGCACAGAGCUGACUCAAAGCAAAGAGAAGAGUACGGAAAGAAGCUGACCAGGGAGACCAGGCUGGCUGAAUACCAAGACCUCAGGGUUAGUACAAACCAGUUUCAGACAGGGCUCUGCAGCAGGAGGUCAAGGCCAGGGAUAAUGUAAUGUGUCAAGAAAGAGUGCUGGCCACAGGGUAAUCGGGGACAGAAGAGCAGAGCUGUGAAACAAGUUAACAGGGUAGGAAAUGAAAUUCAGAUAAGGGGGAAAGAAACAUUAAACAGGAAGGUCAAAUAGGAAACAAAGAUGGUGGAUGUAAACUUGCCUAUAAUUAUACAGUAAACAUGAACUCAUGAGAUGCUAAUUAAUAAAGAUGUUAAGGCGCGA
Messenger RNA from Rattus norvegicus (Norway rat), 8736 nucleotides. Lineage: Eukaryota; Metazoa; Chordata; Mammalia; Rodentia; Muridae. The record is from RefSeq and is a predicted model, not a curated record.